This is a messenger RNA of Nothobranchius furzeri (turquoise killifish), 5783 nucleotides long. It is a transcript of the gene ahr1b, whose product is annotated as aryl hydrocarbon receptor 1b. Gene Ontology annotation, cellular component: aryl hydrocarbon receptor complex; nucleus. Gene Ontology annotation, molecular function: nuclear receptor activity; transcription cis-regulatory region binding; protein dimerization activity. Gene Ontology annotation, biological process: regulation of transcription by RNA polymerase II; xenobiotic metabolic process; response to xenobiotic stimulus. NCBI's taxonomy places the organism in Eukaryota, Metazoa, Chordata, Actinopteri, Cyprinodontiformes, Nothobranchiidae. The record is from RefSeq and is a predicted model, not a curated record.
CGCGCCGCUCCGGUCUCACAACGAGCAGAUCCCGGGAGGAGGGCGGAGCUGACGGACCGGGACAGGGAAGAAAUACCGGACUUUAACGCUUUUAUAUUGCGGGUUUUUUUUCCGCUGAUGCCCCAGAAUGUGAGAAGAAACCGGGGCAGGCUUAGUUCGCUGGAUUCGACGCACCUGCGGAGCGACAGGACGGGGUAACGGAGCGGACCUGACAGAACCGUUACCGGGAGCGGUAGUGUGUUUGCCACAGACUUGUAACAUCUUCAUUCUUCCUUCAUAAAUCCUUUAAUUUUCUUUCUUACUCAAGAAAGAUCUUAAACGCAGCGAGGAGGUUCUUUAGACCCUAGUGGACCCUAACGGACCAGGAUGUUUGACAUUUAUUGGUGACCGGAUUUUUGUGGGUCAGUCAGCCUCUACCGGAAUUUACUGUUAAAUAAUAAAAUGUACGCCGGAAGGAAAAGACGAAAACCGGCUCAGCGGGGAGUCAAACCCACUCCUGCAGAGGGCACCAAGUCCAACCCGUCCAAACGCCAUCGUGACCGCCUGAACUCGGAGUUGGAUCGACUCGCCAGCCUGCUGCCAUUCCCUGAAGACGUCAUCUCCAGCCUGGACAAGCUGUCCAUCCUGAGGCUCAGCGUCAGCUUUCUCCGAACCAAAAGCUUCUUCUCAGUGGCAUUGAACAGUCAGCCUGUGAACGAUGUGAAGAAGAGCAGCGAGCAGAACGACGGCAGCCGGACUUCAGGAGAAGGUCGGGUUCCUGAGGGAGAGCUGCUGUUGCAGGCCCUGAACGGCUUCGUCUUGGUGGUGACGGCUGAAGGAACCAUCUUCUUCUGCUCCCACACCAUACAGGACUUCCUGGGCUUCCAUCAGACUGAUGUGAUGCACCAGAGUGUGUUUGAGCUGAUCCACACUGAAGACCAGCAGGAGUUCAAAAGGAAUCUUCACUGGGCUCUGAAUCCUCCUCUCAGCCUGGAACCCCCCACUGAUCCUGCAGCUGAAGAAUCAGCCUCCUCCUGCCUGGUGAGCUACAACCCUGACCAGCUUCCUCCUGAAAACUCCUCCUUCCUGGAGAGAGCCUUCGUCUGUCGCUUCCGUUGCCUCUUGGACAAUUCCUCUGGCUUCCUGCCACUUAGCAUCCAGGGCCGUCUGAAGUUCCUGCACGGUCAGAACAGACAACAGAGCGACGAUGAUGUUCUCAUCAGCCCACCACAGCUCGCCCUGUUUGCUGUUGCCAUGCCGCUGCAGCCACCGGCUAUCUUGGAGAUCCGGACCAAGAACAUGAUCUUCAGAACCAAACACAAGCUGGACUUUACACCGAUGGCCUGUGAUGCAAAGGGGAAAAUAGUUCUGGGUUACACCGAAGCAGAACUCAGAGUCCGGGGCUCGGGGUACCAGUUCAUUCAUGCAGCCGACAUGCUACACUGUGCUGAGAACCACGUACGGAUGAUAAAGACGGGCGAGAGCGGCCUGACCGUCUUCAGACUGCUUACCAAGGAGAACCGCUGGAAGUGGGUCCAGGCCAACGCCCGACUCGUCUACAAGAACAGCAAACCGGACUACAUCAUCGCCACCCAGAGGCCUUUGGCGGAGGAGGAGGGAGGGGAACACCUGAGGAAAAGAUCUAUGCACCUUCCCUUCACCUUCACCACCGGAGAGGCUCUUCUCUACCAGACUGGAUACCCGCUGCACGGCUUCCCAGAUUCCUUUCAGGGAAAAGCCAAAGGCAGCAAAUCCAAGAAGGGCAAAGCGGACAGGAGCUCUGCAGAUGAGCUGAACCCAAGUUCUCUUCUGGGAGCGCUGAUGAGCCAGGAUGAAUCUGUAUACGUCUGUCAUCCGGAUGUGGAACCCAAGAUCUCCCUCCACAGCAGCAGGACUAGUGAGCCUGACGGCCUGCUGAGCAGCACCAGCUGGAGUAUCGGGUCCAGCAGGGAGGCAGGGACCUGCAGUGCUGAAACGCUGAGUUUUGACCCUCUUCUGUCCACUCUGGACUCCCUGUCUCUGGCUGAAGAAGAAAUGUGUUCCAACAGCGAGCUCUUCAGCGCUCUGGAGAAUCUGGGCCUGAAUGCUGAUGAUCUGGAGCUUCUGCUGCUGGAUGAGCGGAUGAUCCAGGUGGAGCUGGACCCCACCCACGUCCCCUCACUCAGCGACAUGCUCACCAACAACGAAAUCCUCUCUUACGUCCACGACUCUCUGCAGAGCGAGACGGAGGAGCCGGGCCAUCCAUCAAACCCUGACCCGGGCCAGAACCUCUCACAGCAGCCGGGUUCUGUGCCCCUGGUCCCCUCCAGCACCAGACAGCCCAUCAUCCAGCUGUCACAGCAGAUGCAGCAGCACAUCCAGUCUGCCUCACUUCCUGGAGCAGUCGGUACCGACGAUCUGGGCGGUUUAUCUGUCAGUGACUGGGUGGACCAGGAUCAUCCCACGUCUCAUCAGCCCCCACCCACACACUCGCAGCUUAAUGGUGAACAUCUGGAUCAGGACCCACACCUGCAGUCCCAGUGGCAGAUGCAGGGAAAUGAGGAGAGCCUGUCAGCUUGCCACAGUCAGCUGACAUCAAACGGGUCAUACCUCCAGAACCAGCUCAUGGCCUUCCCAGCCAACCUGGAGGUGGGACACGUGGAUUACAGCCUGUCCAGCUUGCUGUUGAACGGUAUGACGGGUACCACAGUACCUCCACAGCCACCGCUGGGUCACUAUAAACAGAUCGCUCCAUCCUGUUUGCCCAACGGGUCCACUCAGAACUCCUCCCCAGAGCUAGAACAGCUUCUGUCACUGUCGCAGCCGCAGGACGGGCUGACACCAUUAACCUACAGCCUGUUGGACCCGACGGCAGACGCCAAGGUGGAGAGCGUUUGUCUUCUCAGCAGCACCAACGCAUCAUACAUCAGGACAUGUCCAGCACUGGGAACAAAUGGAGUGACGUGUCCCGAUGGACUGUCGGGCCCGCAGGACCCCCAGAAAUCAGGAUUCUUCCUCUGACUGAAGGAAGAGGGGGAGCACAGGAGGUACAGCGAGACCGGACUUUGGGUCUAACUUCCUCCUAAGAACUGCUCCGAUGUCUCACCUCAACCUUAAAACAACUUAGCUGAUGUUUUCUGUCACACCGUGUUCGUUUUUCACUGAAAGUUUGGAAAAAAGCCAGAAACCUUUUUCUGAUCUGAGCAGAAACCGCUGGAGGAGGAGGAGGCCCGAGGAGCUCAGGUUCUCUUCGUGACUUCUGCUGCUUAGCUGUGGGUUUCAUUUUAAUUCGGUCUGAAAUAAUCUGCAAGUUUCAGAUGGCUGAAGCAUUUAAACUUGAUGUUGUGUCGUAGAAACACUGUGUUCACUCAUCUUUGCCACACCAGUAGCACCAGUUAGCCCAUCUGUAGCAUCGUAGCGGCUAGUCUGUGUAACCCGAUGGAAACUGGAAGGAGAUAGGUUUGUUGAAACCGAUCUGCAGUCAAAUUGCAAAAAGAUUUUUCAUCUAUCUGCAGUAAUUAAAUGAUAUUUAUGUGAAAUUAAACCAACAGAAGAGUCAAAAAAUGCUGCUUAACUUCUAAAAAUGUUCAGUAUUUAUAUCAAAUCUUCCUGAUUACAGAUUAUUUAAACAUCAGUGGGGGUCAACAGGGUCAUCCUGGAGCAUCUCAUUCCUUUUGGUGUUAUUAAAGAGACGUAGAAGAUGAGAGGUGGAGAUGUUUGUCCUGAAGUUGUUUACAGAGGUUCUGUGCACUUAAACAGCCAGUCAGACACGAUCCGAGGUUCACAUCCAGUUAAAGCAUUUUGUUUCCUGACUGGAGAACUCCCCCAGUUAAUGCCUUGUCUUCAGCCUCGGCCCAUCUCACACACACACACACACACACACACACACACACACACACACACACACACACACACACACACCAACCGAACUGUAAAUACAUGAUUUGUUUUAAUCCAGUGACUCAGGAGCAGACGAGCAGCACUGAAGCACUAAUCUACUGGUUGUUUAUGUCAGAGAUGUUCAUGUGUGUAACCCUGGUGCUACUCCAUCAGCUGGAGCCUGAAACCAAACAUGUAACCGGGUCAGAUCAUCAGAGCUCAUCGACUCCCCGAAGGUCUUAUUUAUGUAUCAUGAAGAUAUCAAACUCUCUCCUGGGUGGUCCAAUCACAGGUUUGGGUCAAACAGGAACAGCUGAUGAGUGUGUCUUUUACAGAGAGAGAAUUUUCCACUUGUGAUUGGAUCAUCUGGACUGGAACACAGCUGACCUGAGAACCAGAACCUGAAGAAGGAAGUCCUUUAGCAUUUAGCAUCGAGUCGGAAACCAAAUGCAGAGCGUCUCUGGUGUUGAAUGUCCUGAAUAAAGACGUAUCAGACACAGAAUCUGCAGCAUCAGCGGAUGACAAUCACCACAGCAACGAAAUGCAUUUAGAGUUUUACCUCCUUAGUUUAUUUUACUUUGUCUUUUCCUAUAAAACAGAUCAUUUAAAAGCACUUAUGAGAUCAAAUGCUGUAAGACAAUUAUAAAACUGAGCAUCUUUUUUAAUAAUUAAAAAAGAAAACUGUGUGUGUGUGUGUGUGUGUGUGUGUGUGUGUGUGUGUGUGUGUGUGUGUGUGUGUGUGUGUGUGUGUGUGUGUGUGUGUGUGUGUGUGUGUGUGUGUGUGUGUGUAUGGAGCUAGGAUUGGGACAAUAUUACAUGUAACUUGUAACAUGUUUGUAACAGUAACUUUCGUUUUGUUUCACAUAAUUAACAUUUAGUAACACAUUACAUUGGUUUUGUAGCAUGUCAUACCUUGUUUUGUAACAUGUAACUUUACAUUGAUUUUUUCCUGCAAGUUACAAAUUAAAGUUUUAUGUUACAGACAAAGGUUUCGUGAAUUACGUGCAUCAAAACAAAAGUUGUGCUACAAAACAAAAGUUAUGUGUUACAAAACGAUAAUUACAUGGUACAACAUGAAGGUUGUGCUUUACAAAACAAACGUUACAUGUUACUAAACGAGAGUUACGUUUUAGAAAACAAACAUUACAUGUUACAAAAUUAGAUUUACAACAAAAUGAAAGUUACAUGUUACAAAACAAGAAUUACAUGCUACAAAAUGAAAGUUACAUGUUACAAAAGUAGAAUUAUGCAUUAGAAAACAAGCGUGAUGUGUUACAAAACGUGAAUUAAAUGCUACAGAACGAAAGUUACACUUGCAAAACAUGUUAUAAGUAAAAAAACUAGGUACAAGUUAUAUGUAAUAGUUUUCCGUGUGUGUGUGUGUGUGUGUGUGUGUGUGUGUGUGUGUGUGUGUGUGUGUGUGUGUGUGUGUGUGUGUGUGUGUGUGUGUGUGUGUGUGUGUGUGUGUGUGUGUGUGUUAAAAGCACCAGUAUCACAAACUCCAGCACUGACAGUAAUCUGAUAGAGAUAAAAGAGCAUUUUAUGAUCCAAGAUGAUGAUUAUUGUUCCUCUGAAUCGUGUGUUUUUGUUUAUCUUUGUCGUUUCCAGUUUGUCACUUUAGCUGAAACUAAACCGGUGCCAUAGCAAUGAGCUGAGACAGUUUUUCACCGUGCUGGAGCACAAGUACAGCAUUUGUUUUUGUAAAAAAAAGGUGUUUGUUUGUUUUACUGUUUUGAAUCCACUUUGUCCACAGAUGACCUGUUGAAGUCUGAAACCAAACUGUCCAGGUGUUGUUUUGUUUUAACUCACAGACUUUUGUGACUUUUAUCACUAAAGUUCAUAGUUGUAUGCCAACAAACUUUUAUAUAAAAAAUGCAGUUUGCCUCUGAGCUGUGUAUUGAAAUGUGCUCUUAGGUCCUGGAAAUAAAGGAAGUUGUGCAAUCACA